Molecule: messenger RNA, 2386 nt
Organism: Cimex lectularius (bed bug)
Lineage: Eukaryota; Metazoa; Arthropoda; Insecta; Hemiptera; Cimicidae
Exons: 13
Coding region: 314-2383 (689 amino acids)
Source: RefSeq, a predicted model, not a curated record
GAGCCAAACUAGUUAUUUUCUUUCUUUUUUUUUUUUUUUUAACAUUUUUCAUUUAGAAAUUUCGUUUUGGAUCUUGAACAAUGGUAAAAAUGACAAUCACAUUUCUUCUUGCUUAUGUCCAUGAAAAGCGUAAAAGGACUUCAAAAGUGAGCUCAUCUGGAAGAAGCUCUUUUGCCUCGAAAUGGUCAAAAAUUUCUAAACAGUUAUCAAAUUCAGGUAGCUCUAAAAAAACAAGGAGAGUAUCACCCACAAACUCAAAUACCUCAGUUUUGACCACCAUCUCUAGAAGCUGUGAGCUGGUUACCGUUUCAGCAUGAAAACUGGUGGUGGAUAUUUUAUCAACUGCCAAGGAGCAAAUCGUGGCUGUUACAACUUAUCAUAUGAUUUAAUGCCACAAAAAACAUGUUCCCUUUUGAUAUUUUUGUAUAAAGGAAUGGCCAAGAUAAGUUCAAUGAAUGAAACUUGCAAUAUCAAAGUAAUCAGAAGUCACUGUAAAAAUUGGAUCUGCUUUUCAGUGAUUCACAAAUUUAAACCACUGGCACUAGAACAAGUGGCUGAGUUCUUAAAUCAUAAAAUAGAAUUCAACUUAAAUGAAGAAAAAACUGUUGAUGACCGUGCUUACAUAGACCAAGGAAAAUUGUAUUACUGUUUCAAUGAAAAACCAGAAACUGGAAUCCAUAAGUUUGAGAAAGUUUAUCCAACAAGUCCAGGGGUGGUUCCGGAAAAAUAUGAGGAUGAGGACGAGGACAAAUAUUGGUUUCCUGAAAGUGAGAUGUUCGCUACUCGAAUCAUCCCUGCACCUUCACCACUUCAUGUUCAUCGAGUAAUAGAAAAAAUGGAACCGCCCAAUGUUACUAUCAGCUUUAUGACCUGUGAACAUGCAAGAAAGCCCUUAUUGAAAAAAAAUAACAAUUUAAUUCUAACUGGUGACCAGUUGCUCUAUGAUAAACAAACGUGGGAUUUGGACUCUGGACCCUUAGCAACAAAAGUUAAGCAAUUUGCCAUCUGGAUCAGCCCAAGUAACAUGUUAUCCCGUGAAUUCAGGGAAGAAUACAUUCCUCUAGGGAUCUCCCUGAAGCGAAUGAUCAAUGUCCCUUUGAAUUUACCGAACAUCGACUUCAGUAAGCUCUCUUUGGAGUACAGCUUAAAGGAUGUCAUUAGACAAGAAGUGCUAGUUGAUAAUAUUGACUGGGAACAAGGCAUUAUUUACUUUAAUUAUUACAAGAUGCACAUCUUCAAGAAUAUCCCUCAAAUAAAUUUGAUCAGAGCCUUACAAUUUAACAAAUUAAAGAUUAAGUUGCUGGCCCCUUUGAAGAAAUCUACUGCUAGAUAUACUAUUUGCCCUCUGACAGGAAAUAUAACCGAUAAUCAACUUUUUCAUUUGCAAAUGCAAGAUGACAGGAUAUCCAAAAGGUCUGUUUUUAGGCCGAUGAAUGAACCAAGUCCGAAGAACAAAAAGGUGGUUCCUUCAAAAGUUGUGAUUGGUUGCGCCUACCUCGACCUAUCCUCUAUUUUAGGAUGCGCAUUUAGAAUGGACUGCAAUGUGCCUAUCACUGCUUGGGAGGAAACAAAAAUCCUCGAGUGCGAGGAAAUCAAAAAUCCCUUUUUAUUCCAUGACUAUGACAUGUCUAUACCAACGAUUGUUGAAACGGUCAAUGAGAGUAAAUGGAUAAGUGCAGGGACAAUGAUUAAAGUUUCCGUUAGAUAUGCCGGUCCUUCUUUAAGAGACAAGCUUGACAUCCUUCGCCAGAAGAAUGAACAUUACAAGAAGAUUAUCAUAAAGUUCAAUACAGGUCGACAAUUUGUUGCGAACAUCAUUCAGAGAAUAAUUAGUAUGAACAAAUGUGCUCUUCCAGAAGCAUCCUCGUUCAUUCCAGCUGUGCCUCAUUAUGGAAUUAAUCUGGCUGAACAAGAUCUUACUGAAGAAUACCCUUGUUUGAUAACAGGGUUUCUAAUUGACAACUUCAAUUCGAGCCUGUUGGUGCUCGAAGGGGUCGAUAAGCUCACUUUUAACAACAGCCUGCUUGAUGUCAUGGUUCUUCCGACAUCUGAAGGCCAGGUGAUAUAUAACAGCAACUUGCUCUUUAAUCAGAGAAGCUACAAAGAUUUCAUUAAAACCGGUGGUAUCUAUAUUAUUACCUUAAAGAGGCCGUUUAUUGAACUGUUGCACAAGAAGUUGCUGCGGAAAAAGGGCAACUGCCCUGUACGAGCUUUAAGGGCUUUUUACAAGAUCGAGGAGCUGUACGCCUGCCCUUCUAUGGAAUUUGCUAUUAGAAAUAAGUCCUUCCCUUCAACCCAAGAUCUCAGGUCUUUUGAAAUGGAGUUUGGGGUGCCUCAUUAUGCCAAACGAAGGCUGCCAAAAAUUAAACCAAUUUGUAGUUAAAAA